Messenger RNA from Paraphaeosphaeria sporulosa, 1728 nucleotides. RefSeq lists its product as uncharacterized. The transcript is spliced from 3 exons. NCBI's taxonomy places the organism in Eukaryota, Fungi, Ascomycota, Dothideomycetes, Pleosporales, Didymosphaeriaceae. The record is from RefSeq and is a predicted model, not a curated record. The coding region runs from base 355 to 1692 and encodes 445 amino acids.
GUGCUGUCGAUGAUCAUGCACACUGAUGCUGCUGGCUCUGAGGAAUUCGUCUGCUUUUGAAAUGGAAGAAGCGGGGUCAUCCUCUCUCACGUCUGAUUGCUUCAGCAGCAACUUACCUUCACCUUUGCUAAUUGCCUUCCCCCACGGUUGCAAGAAAUAUGUUAUUCCAACUUGCCAGUGUUUCUCUUCUCAACUUUCUACCCGCUCGUUCCUGACGGACCUGUGCGAACUUUUUAGAGUACAUGCCAACUGGAGCCAAAUAGUGAUCUCUCAGUACUACCACAACCUCUGGGACACGGCAAUAACGAUUGAGCCAGCCCAUCAUACCAGACAAUAAGCUUACCUCCGGAUACAAUGAUUCAGAUACCGUCCCCCGGAGUAUACGUCCUCCUUCGACGCAUGGGAAGACCAGACUGGCCAGCAAUGAUUUGCACAGAUGAUAUGGCUCCCAAUGACCUGCCACGGCCAAAUGGGUUUCUCACCCUUGUCCUUUUGAUCGACAGAAACCCGACCUUCUACUACGCAGCGUCAGGAGAGCUCCUUGAAUUCGAACCCGUCGGAGAACAUCCUGACAAAGAACUGCAAGCUGCCCACGAUCGCGUACUACAGUCGAUGGACUCGUCGCGAUCGAGCCUCGAUUAUUGGAGGCUCAGAACUGAGCACCAACGGGGACCAUCGAAAGUCACUGUACCACUGACUACACUGACGCCUAUAUCAUCACACAAAAGCGAUUACGUUUCCGACUGUGGCGAGAUCGAAAUAGCGAAAAUUCUGAGUCUCAGCGCGUGGAACGAACGCACGGAGAGGAAUCGGAUGUCUCUAUCGCCACCAGCACCCACGGCCCAAUCACGCUUUGCAACAGCGGCCCUGGGACGCGACCCGCGGCGGAGGAUGGAGUCUGCUCAAGGGGGCUGUCUAGCCGGAUUCAGCCGUCCACGGCCACGAAUAUUCAAGAGUGCUCGGGCCGCAGCCGAUCUUCGAGAACACUUUCGACCCAUACGAAGUGGGAAUAGGACAAUCUCAACUGGGUCAAAUGCGAAGCGAUACAAACCAAAUCAAAAAGACUAUAUCAAUGGUGAAUUGUCAAGUAGCUGCGAGCUCGUCAAAGUCCACGUGGGAACAGGAAAUGACGAGUUCUUGAUUCCGAAAUCGGAGGUAGAAAAGCUUCCUUUCCUAUCUGAUCCGCAGAUUGGGUGUAUGUCUACCAUGGACGAUGGAACAUCGAGACUUGACUUGCAAUGUCUCCAAGACUUCGAUCCCGCUCACUUCAGGUUCGUGGCCGAAUUCCUCUCUACGGGCCAGUUCGGCCACUCCAUCGUCAACGAACAGACGCGCGAGGCCGUUCUUGAGGAAUGUGCGGAUGCAUGGCCGAUCGCAGACCGUAUCGUGCUGGAAGAUAUGUUAGACCAUAUUGUGGCGAAAGUACAACAAGCGCAAGUGCAGGAGUGGGAAUUGGCCUGGGCUUUGGCUCUCAUAGUUUAUGAGACGUCCGGAACGCCGCUUGAUGCGUACAAGCUUAUGAAAGAGUUACUCGUCGAAGUCAUCGCGGCCGACUUCCUCGCCAAGGUUGAUACGUAUGCUACCGAGCACGGCAAUGAUAUCAUUGACCAUCUCCGAGAUCUACCUGAACUUGAGCGGGAUAUUUACAGGAGACUGUUAGAGACUGCGGAGCAACGAGUCGGUGAAAAUUGAUCGUGCUGUAACUUGAACUACAACAUUUACUCAAAC